Messenger RNA from Magallana angulata, 4174 nucleotides. RefSeq names its product GDP-fucose protein O-fucosyltransferase 1-like. Lineage: Eukaryota; Metazoa; Mollusca; Bivalvia; Ostreida; Ostreidae. The coding region runs from base 124 to 1248 and encodes 374 amino acids. The record is from RefSeq and is a predicted model, not a curated record. The transcript is spliced from 8 exons. Gene Ontology annotation, molecular function: peptide-O-fucosyltransferase activity. Gene Ontology annotation, biological process: Notch signaling pathway; protein O-linked glycosylation via fucose.
CGAAAGUGUGACACGUGUAGUGAAAGUGAAAGUAAAAGGUAAACAAGGUGGCUGCUAGACUGUCGCAUUCCCGCUGCUGUGUUCACGACGUGCUAUGAAAACUUAACUGCGCAAGGUUUCAGGAUGAAUGUCAAGUUACCUCCAAUGGUCAUAUGGCUCACAAUGAUAUCCUCAAUGAGUUCCAAUACCAUUGACCCCAAGGGAUAUGUUGUGUAUUGUCCAUGUAUGGGAAGAUUUGGAAAUCAGGCUGAUCAUUUCCUAGGCUCCUUGGCAUUUGCCAAAGACUUGGAUAGAACUAUCAUCCUCCCCCCUUGGGUAGAAUACAACUUUCCCAAACCUACAUCAGAUCAGAUUCCCUUUGACACAUACUUCCGGGUCGAUGCUGUACAGAAAUUUCACAGAGCAAUAACCAUGGAGAAGUUUAUGAAGAAUUUAGCUCCCAAGAUUUGGCCUGUGGGAAACAGGACAGUGUUUUGUUACAGCAAGUCCUACACAGGAGAACCUGGCUGUGACGCCAAGCAUGGAAACCCAUUCGGUCCAUUCUGGGACACCUUUAACAUUGAUUUUGAUGCCUCUGAAUUCUAUGAACCACUUUCUUUUGAUACAAGCAACCCCUUUGAAGUAAAAAGAUGGCAAGAAAAGUACCCACCGGACCGAUUUCCAGUUCUGGCAUUCAAAGGGGCACCUGCUCACUUCCCUGUGGAACAAAGGAACCUUUUACUCCAAAACUAUGUUGUCUGGUCAGAUAAAAUGAUAAAGAAAGCUGAUGAUCUCAUCUCUAAGUCAUUCAACAAUGAAAAGUACAUGGGCAUUCACCUCAGGCUGGGCUCUGACUUUUCUAAUGCCUGUAAGCACAUAGACUCAGGGUCAGCAUUGUUUGCCUCUCCCCAGUGUAUUGGGUACCGUGGUGAGAAUGGUAAACUGACCUAUGAAAUGUGCUACCCCUCGGAUGACACCAUCGUUAAACAAGUGAAGCGAGCUGUGAAGGAGAAAGGCAUCAACAAUGUGUUCAUUGCUACAGAUAGCAGAGAUCUAAUCCCCAAACUGAAAAAGGCCAUGCCAAAGGUAAAUUUUGCAAAACAAGAUGGAAAGAGUCCCCACUUAGAUUUGGCCGUGCUUGGAAAGUCUGACCAUUUCAUUGGCUGUUGUGUGUCAACCUUUUCUGCCUUUGUCAAAAGAGAAAGGGAUGUUUCUGGCAAGUCAAGUGAAUUCUGGGCAUUCCAGAAACUGAAGAAGGAUGAAUUAUGAUGCUGGUGAACAGAAGUUAUCAUAGGGUAUAUUGUUGUAGAAUACUAAGCUAUUUCCUUGCCAAAUUUAACAUUUUGGUGCCAUCCGUAAGUUUUUGUUGAUUAUCUGUUCGAGCCUGUAGAGAAAAUUUUCUUAUUUUUGUUGAUAGAUGUUACAUUUAGAGCAAAGGCUCACACAGUUUCUUUUACUGAACAAAACAUUAGUCAGCAAACAUUGUUUUUGGCAACUAAAAUUAGUGCAAGUUUUGAACUUUAGAUACCAUAUUUUUUUUUUACAUUAUAUUAUUUAGCAAUAUCUUAUAUAAUUCUAUUAGCAUUUGCUAGCUUAUUUAUCAUUAGAGCUAAUUUUAUUAAUAAGACACAAGAAUGUUUUGAUAACAAAUCUGUGUCUAUUUACAUGAAAAAACUUGAGAAAUCUAUUUAUCUAAGCAAGAACAUCAGAUUCCUAAUGCUCAAACAUCCUCUUUAAUUUUUAUCAUUAUAUUUGCAUUUGUUUAAGAUAAAAAAGAAAUAUGUCAGAGUUGGGGGAAUCUUGGAUAUUAUCAACAUAUAAAGAAAACAUAUUAUACACUUUGAUGCAAUAUAGUCAUUAUAGUGUGACAGAGACUCCUGGGGUUUGAACCAGGGUCCACUAGUUUACACAUUCACUCUACCAAUUGGCUGAAAGGGUUAACCCACUGGCCAGAGCUAGUAGGAGUGCCAUAUAGCUAACAAUACCGCAUUAGUAUGGAUGUUCUAUGUUGGAUAUUACAGCAGGGUUAGUACCAGGUAUACUGAGGGAUAUUAUAGCUUUCCGGCCACGCUUUGUUUAUCUAUUUACACCUUUACAUGUACAUAUCUGCUGCCUCAUUGGGCUGUAAUAUGGUAGUGCCAUUGUAUGCUGUGUUUUUCUAUUUUUUUUCUUAGACUCAAGAUGAUUGACCAAUAGAUAUUUGUUAAAUAAUUUUGAAUUUGCAAGUUUCUAACAUUCAGGGUGCAUUUAUAUACACAACAGUUUUUUUUUACUUAGUAUUGUUAUGGAAACAAAAAAUAACUGAAAAUACUAGACAGGGACCGAACACAUUCCAUUGUUAUCCUUGUUAAAUGUGACUGUUCUUUGUUUAUACGUGUAUACAGUUGUUUUGGUUGUCUGUUAUUACCGUUCUCUGUUAUACAUGAUAUUUCCUUCCAUCGAAAUUCAAUAUGGUUGUUGAUUAACUACAGCAUAUCUUCAUUAUGUUUAAAGAAAUGACAUGUACAUGUACUGCAUAAGGCUUCAAAAAUUUGGUUUUUUUGCUUGCUCAGAAGUGAUAUUUAAACAUUAUUUUGGCAAACACAUAGUUUCACAAUCUUGUAUGGAAUGCUUUUACAAUUCUAAAUUACAAAACUAGCAGUAGAAAUUUUGUUUGCUUUGACAAAAUCAGUAUGCCACAACUGCUUAAUGCAAAAUUAACUUUCCAAACUGUAUCAUACAUAUUUGUAUAAUUGACAUCAUUCAAGAGAAAUGCUGAUUUAAAGAACAAAUAUUUUAAAUGUAAUGUACAUGCUGGUUUCUUUCUUUUUUCUUAUUAAGGAAGGAGUCUUCUCAUUAUCAAACAUACUUCUUAUAAAAAGAAAUUCAUGAAAUUUUGACACAGUAAAACAGAUCAUAUAACCAAAUGAUUCUAUCAGUUUAAUCAAAUUUGACCUUGUUUUCGCAUAAAGGUCAGGUCAAGGUCAUUACCUUUUUCUUCAACUUAAAGGAGGAUAAAAAUAAAUGUAGUUCUUUGCAGUUAUGUAGUCAUCUAAUUAAGAUAUGAAGAUUCUAUUCUUUAAUGAAAUGAUAGAGUAUCAGAAUGUCUAUCAGGUUACACUACUAAAUUGGAAUAAAUAUUUAAACUAAAAUUGAUAUUGCUAAGCCCGCAUUUCAUCUAAUUUUCUAAAAUUUUGAAGGUAUUUUGAUUAUUUUUUUAUGCUUCCAAUAUUAAGAUAUUUCUGAUUUUUACAUAUUAUAUAGACCUUACAUAAAGAUAUAAAUUGACAGAAAAUCUAAUAUAUUGACCAUUUUAUAAGAGAGAAAAACUUAUUUUAGUGAUUUUUUCACACAAAUCAAUGUAUAGAAUGGACGCUUUAAAAAGCUUAUAAAAAUGCAAUUUGAAAAGCAAAUCAUAUUUUAAAAACAUAUUCUGAAGCUCAAGUAUCAUAUUAAUAGUUCACAGUCCAACAUUAAUGUUAUUGUUUUUAAAAAUGCUAAAACUGCAGACAAGCGAAACAUGUGAUAUUUUCCUACGCCAAUAUUCCGCCAAAAAUAUAGUCCUUAAUUUGUUAGAUUCUGAACAAUGAUUCCUAUUUCUAUGCCAAGUUGUAUGAUAAAAAAAGAAAAAUAUACUAUUUUAAUUUCCUUCCAUCUUCAUUUACUGAACAAUUACUCAAAUUUCUGUUUGACAAGUCGAAAACCAGAAAAGACUCCUUCCUUAAAUACCAAGUUUUUGAUAAAUUCAAUUCUGUACAUUGUUGUACCAGUGUCAUAACAAAAAGCAUUUCUGAAUCAACAGUUAUUUCUUUGAUACGUACAUGUAUAUAAAUGACAUCUUGAUUUGACAAUUGGACGUGUUUGUUUAAUAUUUUUUUACAGUACCAAGUUUUGGUAAAUUUGAUUGUUUACAAUGCAGUAACUGUAUCGUCUAUUGAAAAAUCAGUAAUGGUUCUUGUCACAUUAAUUUAUAGUUUUAUACAUGCAUUGAUUUUUCUGUAGUUACAAAUACCUGUUCCAGUACUUGUUAUUUUGAAAAAGUUUAUAAUGCAGUUUUUUUACCAUCUCAACAUUUACAUGUACCAGUAAAUGGAUGAAUGCACUGUUAUUACUCUAAAAGAUAUUGUUUUUGUUGGGAAAAAAAACAUGAUAAAGCCUGUAUUUAUUGUUAUAUUCUGCUUCAGAGUUUUCCUAGAAUGAAUUAUUUUAAUACUAC